Messenger RNA from Budorcas taxicolor (takin), 330 nucleotides. It is a transcript of the gene CXCL13, whose product is annotated as C-X-C motif chemokine ligand 13. Bases 1 to 330 code for a protein of 109 amino acids. The transcript is spliced from 4 exons. Gene Ontology annotation, cellular component: extracellular region. Gene Ontology annotation, molecular function: chemokine activity; CXCR chemokine receptor binding. Gene Ontology annotation, biological process: antimicrobial humoral immune response mediated by antimicrobial peptide; chemokine-mediated signaling pathway; inflammatory response. The record is from RefSeq and is a predicted model, not a curated record. NCBI's taxonomy places the organism in Eukaryota, Metazoa, Chordata, Mammalia, Artiodactyla, Bovidae.
AUGAGGUUCACCCCUGGAGCUCUGCUUCUUAUGCUGCUGGCCUUCAGCCUCUCUCCUGUCCAUGGUGUUCUGGAGACCAAUAACACAAACUUAAAGUGUAAAUGCAUUGGAAAGAUUUACAACCGUUUCCCCAUUCAGCUCAUUGAAAGACUUCAAAUCAUCCCCCGUGGGCGUGGAUGUCCAAACACAGAAAUCAUAGUCUGGAUGAACAAUAAGCCAGUUAUCUGCUUGAACCCUCAAGCCAAAAGGACACAAACACUAGUGAAAUUGUUAAGCAAACAUAUUUUGUCAACUUCACCAGCUCCACUGGUUAAGAAAAGGAGUGCCUGA